Messenger RNA from Dentiscutata erythropus, 927 nucleotides. Lineage: Eukaryota; Fungi; Glomeromycota; Glomeromycetes; Diversisporales; Gigasporaceae. The record is from the annotation of a GenBank genome assembly.
AUGGCACCUGUUGCUACAGUCGCUAUAGAGACGAGUGAUGGAAAGCUGGUAAAAAAACCAAUAAGCUUUAUUAACCUAGCUGUUGGAGCUGCAUUAAACAUGUUUGAGAUAUCAACACUUGGACAGCCUUUUGAAGUAGUCAAAACUCAUCUUGCUGCUAAUAGAAAAGAUAAUAUUAUGAUGGCAUUGAAAAAAACAUAUAAAAGGGGUGGUAUUCUAGGUUUUUAUCAAGGACUAAUACCGUGGGCAUGGAUCGAAUCUAGUACUAAGGGUGCAGCACUUAUCUUUACCGCAAGUGAGAUUGAAUAUCAUGCAAGAGCUGGUAUUUUUGGUGGAAUGGCUGGAGGCUUAGCACAAGCAUAUACUACCAUGGGCUUUUGUACUUUUAUGAAAACUGUUGAAGUUACGCGUCACAAAGCUCCUGCAAGUGAACAAGUUUCGAGUGUUAAGAUUGCUAUGGACAUAUGGAAAAAGGAAGGGAUUCGCGGAAUUAAUAAAGGUGUCAAUGCUGUUGCCCUACGACAAUGUACUAAUUGGGCUAGUAGAUUUGGUUUGACACGACUUGGUGAAACGGCAAUUAGAAGAAUUCGUGAUGGUGAAACAGUAGAUUAUAGUCGACCGUUAUCGCCGCUUCAAAAAAUUUUAGCUAGUGCUAUUGGUGGUGGUUUGUCCUGCUGGAAUCAGCCAAUCGAAGUUAUUCGUGUUGAAAUGCAAUCUCAAGUGAAAUCACCUGACCGACCUGCAAAGAUGACGAUUGCCUCAGCUGCAAAAUAUAUAUAUAAAAAUAAUGGAUUUAAAGGGUUUUAUCGAGGUGUAACCCCUAGAAUUUGUCUUGGUGUCUGGCAAACUAUUUGCAUGGUAUUUGGUGGUGACACUGUAAAGGAAAAGAUUGCAGCGAGACAGAAGGCGAAAAUGGCGAAAAUCUAG